Molecule: messenger RNA, 5122 nt
Organism: Ciona intestinalis (vase tunicate)
Lineage: Eukaryota; Metazoa; Chordata; Ascidiacea; Phlebobranchia; Cionidae
Source: RefSeq, a predicted model, not a curated record
AAUAAGUUCACAGAUGUAGUAGGUAGGUCAAGCAGUGUUAUAAUGGACAGUGGCUUGGUGCCUAUAUCGCCGAAUAGGGCAGACAUGGGCGACCUUGCGCAGCUAAGUGAAGAUAUGAAACUGCACAUUGCGCAACUAAAAGCACAGAUUAACUCUGGGGACUCAGAUUUGAAAACUGAGAUUGAAGACCAAACUGAACCUCCAUCUUCCUCCAAUCUUCUACCUCCUUCUCCUCACACCUCACUCAUGGAUGCGGGUGAUGCUCCUGAGGAUCCUCCCCCUGAUGCAGGAGAAUUAGAGCAGGAUCCGAAACCUCCUGAGCCGGAACCUCACACCAGUGUGAAGACAAAUCCUGUUCCCAAGAAAAGAAAGAAAGUUAAACGGAGCAGUUUACAUAGUCAAUCUUCAAGCACUCCUCCCAGAUCGAUCACUGAAGGAACGGAGGAAGCGAUCCCAGUCAAAUAUCUCCAGAUGUCGAGCAAGUCUCCUCGAUCGAAACAAACAAACAACAAACAAAUUCUUAACAAGAAGCCAGACGGCAUCUGCAGCAGUGACAUUGAUUCUGCAGCCAUAAGUGCCAACCAACCAACACCAAGAAGCAUUGAUUCAAGAACUUCAUUUGGAAUGAGCCAGUACAGUGAUUUUCAACCACCACGUACGGAUCGUCAGUUAAAAUACGAGGAGAGGAUAAUCGAUCUGAAGAAGAAGAACACGGAACUUGUAGCGAUUGCGAGAAGAUUGGAGGAAAAAGCAAAAUCCCUGCAAGAGCAAAAUGUUAAGAAAUCGCAAGAUUUACGAUCCGUCAACCAAGACCUACAGCAGCAAAAAAGAUCUCACCAGCGCCACCGUGUGCGGUGUGAAACUGAACACUCAAGAGCACUUAACGAGUGUGAGACGCAACUACGAACUGCCCAAGCCCAGCUGGCUGAUCUUAAGCUUGCCAUGAAACAAACACGGAGAGAAAAACUUGUUAAAAAUGCAGGCAACGAUAGUGGAGAUGAAAAUAUAAUGGUUCAAAAACAACUGGAGAUGAUGAAACUGCAGAAGCUGGCAGCUGCUGCAAGUAAUAAGGUUGUGAUUCGAUCCCUGUCUACUCCGGUCACCGCUCGUCAGAAGAUCUUAGAAACCUCGAACCGGAAUCUCCGUCGACAAAUUUCUUCCUUGGAGGCGGAGUUACAAAAUCUCCAGCAGAAGUCCGAAGAUCAUUCUGGAAACGAGGAGUUAAAAGAAGAAAACAGAGCUUUUCAAGAACAAAUAUCAGCUUUGGAAUCUCAACUUGGAGAAUCAAAGAUUGAAACGAGCGACAUCAGUGUUCAAUACCAGGAGCUUAAACAUCUGCAUGAACAGUUACAGUGGGAGUAUAAUACAGUACAUGGACAACUAGCUGUUGCAAUUCAAGAGCGAGAUAAAGCAGUUCAACAGUGCAGAGAAUUCUCUUCUACCAUUACUGAUAUGGAGACAACAAUAAAAAAUUUUGACAAAACUCGAGAAUCGUUUAAAUCUCUGCAAUCACAACACAUGGAAUCUCAACAGCAUCACCUAGUGGAAGUUCGUAAUUUAAAGUCCGAGCAUGAUUCUGUCGUAGCAGACUACCAACAAACUUUACAACAUUUACAGUCCAAAGUGAAUGAGUUGGAAGCUCAAUGCAGAGAACAAGACAUGAAUAAUAAGAACAUGAAGCAACAAAUAUCUCAACUUAUCCAGUGGUCACGUGAAAAAGAUUCUCACUCCCCUAAUGCUAAUCGUGCAGAAAACCGAAACAACAACAACAUGAUCCAGCACCCCGUGCACCGUCGCACGCCCUCGCAAGAUAGCCGAGCAUCCGACAGUGUCGCGUCACAUCACAGUCAUCAAGAUUUGGCACAAGGAAAACUCAGGAUGGUACCACAAGUUACUACGACAGACGACACAGAGAUUGAAGAUUUCUAUGAAGAUGAGAUUUUGCCACAAAGCUGUGACAAAGUGCAUCGCAGUGAAAUGAUCGCUAGCGGAAGUUUGAAAGUUUUUAUAGCAAAAUACACAUAUAAUCCACAAGAGGGGCCCAACGAGCACCCGGAGGCAGAGCUCCCACUUGUGGCGGGGGAUUACGUCUAUGUGUGCGGGGAAAUUGACGAAGAUGGAUUUUUUGAAGGUGAAUUAAUGAGUGGACAACGUGGCCUCGUACCUUCAAACUUUCUUGAACCUGUUCCGGAUGAUCGGUUAUUACCUCAUUGUGAUGCAAGAAUGCUCAGUUCAGGACAUUCAAAUGAUAAACACAGAUCUGUUGAAUCAGAGUUGAGCCACAGUUACUGCAGUAGUGUGACAACCAAUAGUUGUGAUCUUGAAUCAAGUGAUGUCACUGACUGCCAUUCCAUUAACUCGAGUGUACUCCCUUACCCACGAAAAUUACGAGUUGACAAGAAAUUAUCUCACAGUCUUAUUAUAGGUUGGGUUGUCCCGAAACUUGACAAUGAUGAAAUAGUAGAGGAUUAUCAUAUACUGGUGGAUGGAAGGUUGGCUACUGUGGUUAGUGGGAACAAGAGCAAAGCAGUGGUGGAGAACAUUUAUUAUAACAAGCAAAAAUACUGCAUAAGUGUUUGUGCGGUCACGGGUCACCGACGAUCUGACCCCAUGCAUUGUUUCCUAUAUUAUGGACACGGUUCAGCGCAUAACAAGAUCAAUAAUGUCCGAGUCGACUAUCUAGGGACAUCUAGUGCUCGUUUGUCAUGGACCCCGACGCGCAGCAACGUACAACAUGUUAUUUCUAUUGGACAAGUAACAAGCAGUGUUACCAGAUUAAGCCAAUACCAGCGUCAGAUAAUCGUUACCCCUCCAUUAUACGAACACACCAUACAUGGAUUGAAGAUCGGUGCUAUGUAUGAAGUUGUUGUGAGUAUGAAAACUAAUAAACAAUCGGAUGAAGCUGCAGGCUCUGAUCCUAUCAGAUUUACUACCAACACUGUGGAACCCCCAAGUGCACCAUCAAGUGUUAAAAUAUCGCUCAAGUCCGAGAGUAUUAUCGAAGUAUCAUGGACUUCUGAUGAUUUUGAUGACAUCAGCAAUUAUUUUGUGUUCAUGAAUGGAAUCAAAAUUGCUGAGUCAGCGAAUGAUUAUUGUGAGAUAUCUAUGAAAAGUGUGUUUAGAAUUCUCCCGCAAAUUGGGUACGAUGUGAACCGCAUACGCUCGCCAAGCUAUUCUCCAUUCAUAGAAAUAACAUUACAAGGAAAGUCAUCAAGUGGCGUUUUCUCUGAUAUUUCCGAACCCACAAUUUUCCCAGAAAGUUUCAUCGAAAAGCUCCUCCAGCUGCCUCUGGUGACAGGAACCUCCCCAAAAACUCGCAGAAAGACGAAACGCGAACUUUACGACGAACCCCCCCACCCGGUGGUGCCUUCUAUAGAAAUAACGCAUGACACGAGCAGCGAUGAUGAAAACAACCACAGGAGGCGCUUUCGAGAGAAAGAAUCAGCGAAAAAAUCGUCACAAAAUCGAGAAAUCCCUUCCGACCCACGUUCAGCUACUAUUGACCCCUCGUUUUUUUCCCGAGAAUCCCCGGCAGUGAGCCGCCUUGCACGCCGACGUGUCCACUCUGACGACGACUCGUGCUCUUCAUCCUCAACGAGCUCGCUUAACCGUAGACAGCCGGUGGAAGGUUGGGAGAAACGACCCACAUUCCAAGUUGGGGGGAGGACGGUGAAAAGUCACCAACCCAGAAGCGAGGACAAAUUUUCAGACAAAGACUCUGCAAGUAAUUUAAGCCCAGUAUCUCGCCGAACGAGGUCAGUGCAGGAUAAACGACUCGUACAAAGUAGCACACUUAGUAGUCAAAGUGGACCAGAUUCUAUUACUGAGCUUGAUAUUUCUGACUCUCGUGUCAGUCUGUAUGUGGCACUGUAUGACUACAACCCCUACACCAUGUCACCAAACCAAGACUGCUUACAAGAUGAGUUAUCUUUCACCGAAGGACAACUAAUCAAGGUUUACGGUGAAAAAGACGCUGAUGGGUUUUAUAUGGGCGAAAAACAUAAUGGUAAACGUGGGUAUGUCCCGUGUAACAUGGUAUCAGAAGUUCAGGUUGAUGACUACACGAUGUUGGAAGAGUUAUUUGAUCGAGGACAUCUUCCAUCUGUGUCCUCUGAUCAUCGUACAUCAAGUCAUAAUGAUCAGUUGUCAGAUCACAAUGGAUCAGCGGAUCUCCUCACACAAGAUGGUGCCCCUGAGCUGAGUUCAGAGUUGCUCCCUGUAGCGCCACCUAACAGUGAUGUGAAAUUAUACGUGGCUCUCUUCGACUACGAUCCGAAAGAGUCCUCGCCAAAUAUUGAUGCGGAAGCAGAACUUUCGUUCGCGAGCGGCGACCUCAUCCAUGUUCAUGGGGUCAUGGAUGAAGACGGGUUUUUCAGGGGUGAGAGAAAUGGUUGCUUUGGGUUGGUUCCCUCUAACUUUCUUGAAGAAGUGACUGAGAAUACGGGAUCUAACCACCUCAAACCGGAGAUGAAUGGAUACAGCGCACCAGUGCCCACUAUAUCUGCUGAAACCAUGACAGAGGCAACCGUUAUCAACAAUCCACCAAAAGUUGAACCAUCUAGUGUUACUUCAACCAGUAGUACUACAAGUUCUGUUAAGUCAGAUGGUAGCAAACGCAAAGGAAUUUUCUCCAAAGGAAAACAGCUAUUUAUUUUCCAACCGUGUGCCUGCUUUUAUUUAACCUUAUAUACUUACACAUUUUAUCAUGUUUUGUUUUUUGUGUAUUCUAUUUAUUGUAGCCGCUGCGGGUAAUCUUAUAUGCUGAACUAUUAAUAUAUAUGGAGCAUAUUUUGGUCCAGAAUUUAAGGCCCUAAGGUGUUCUGAACCAUGUAGGAUUUUGCGAUUGUUGACAAAUGUACCUCAAAAUUAAAGUUAAAUUAGCUUCGAUGCUAAAACCUGAUCAGUAUUAACAUUAUUCCACACAAUCUGCAGUAGAUUAUACUGUGAGUUGAUAUUAAUCUGCAGGCAUAAGUCACUGUUCCCCACCAUGACAUAAACAUAGGCAUUUAGCUUGGUGCUUCUAAAAGCAAGUCGUCCAUUUUUAACUUUGUGUUUCAAUUUUUUAAUACGCUGGUUUUUAGAAUGCAUUGGAAUUAAAGUUGCAAAAUUUUCAAAUUUCAAA